CGUGGGAAAAAUGAAUGUUGAUAUACAUUCACACAGCACUUUCGACCUAAUACAAGACUGACCUCAUAAAUUGCUUCAAUAUUUACAGUUCAAGUCUCUACUGACAAAAUGUUUCUGUUCAAUUUCAGCUUGCCAAAUGAAGUGAUAAAACCAUCACGUCCGCUAAAUGUUUGGGCCAAAUUAUUAGCGAAAAUAAUUAAGCUUCAGAGAUGUUAUAUGCUGCUGUGGAUCUCUGAGCUGAAACCAACCCCGUAUAGGAGAGAUCGUAUUGAGUCAUCAACACUUAGGAUCUUGUUUGUUUCUAUGUAGAGAACAUCUUAGAGAUGGCAUCCAUCCUAGAUCAGUAUGAGAAUGCACAGGCCUCGUAUACGAUGCCAACUUCUCGCAGUAUUCCUGAGCCUCUUGGGCCAGGAUUUAUUGAUGCCAGAUUUAAUGAUGAAGAGACACCAAUCUUCGCAAGAAAGAAAAUUAACUUCAAACCCGAUGAGCCAAUUACUCACCUUGUUGUGUGUAACAACUUCCUGGUUAUGGCCAUGACACAUGGGGUUUUGAUGAGACUUGAUCUUGAUCACGCCGACGAACAUGAAAAGGUAGAGAUAUUUAAGAAAGGAGAGGAGAGAGUCCAUAAGAUAUUUUUGGAUCCGACUGGCAGACAUCUUAUCAUCAGUCUAGAAUCAACAGAAAAUCUUUACUUGUCAAGAAACUCAAAGAAACCAAAACUAAUUGUUAAGCUAAAGGGUCAUCAUAUAGAUAGUGUGGGAUGGAAUUGGCAGAAUGCCAAUGAUAACACUACAGGUGCUAUACUUUUAGGAACCAGCAAAGGUUGUAUAUUUGAGACAGAGUUAGUGGCUAAUGAUGACAGUAAAUUUUGGCAAGGAAACCUUGAUCAGUACCUAAAACAGCUGUUUAGCCUGAAAGGAUCUCACGGUGAGCCUAUAACUGGUAUAGAGUUUGACAGAAUGCCGUCCGAGUCCAUGACAGAAUACCAGUACUAUAUUCUAGUCACUACACCAGGAAAAUUGUACCAGUUUUUAGGAUGUGUUUCCAAGACAACAGAACCACCAAUGUUUCAACAACUUUUUCAACAGUUUGAAGAUCAACAAAACAUACAAUACCAAGAACUACCUGGUGACUUCGGAUACAGCGAACUGCGUUUAUUCUUUCCAAAAUUCCGAGAAGCUGCCAGAAAAUUUGCCUGGAUGACAGGUCCUGGUGUAUACUAUGGUGAUAUAGAUACAAGUGGUAAACUUGGACCGUACUCUGUAACCAGUAACCAGAUGUUGAUGCGGUAUCCCAAAGAGUCAGAUGAUAGAUCUGUUAACAAUCCAUUCUCUAUGGUGCUUACAGAAUUCCAUACUUUACUGCUGUUUUCUGACAGGUUAAAAGCAUUUUGCCUGUUGAAUGAACAGCAGAUCUAUGAUGAACUUUUUACUGAUAGAUUUGGUAAGCUGAUUGGACUUUGGAAGGAUCCAAUUAAAGGAACAAUAUGGGUGUUUACAUCACAGAAUGUUUUCAAAUAUAAGGUUACUAAAGAAGAUAGGGAUGUGUGGCAGAUGUACCUGGACAAAGGCGAAUUUGAACUAGCAAAAGAAUAUUGUAGGGAUAAUAUAGCACACAAGGAUAAAGUGCUCACCAGACAGGCAGAAUAUCUGUUUAAUGGGAAAAGGUAUCUAGAAAGCGCAGAAAUGUAUGCUCAAACUCAGAACUCAUUUGAAGAAGUGGCGUUAAAGUUUAUUCGUCUGGAUGACAAAGAUGCUUUGAGAAAGUUACUCCACAAAAAAUUAGAGUCCUUAAGGCCACAGGACAAGACACAGAUGACAAUGUUGGUCACAUGGUUGAUAGAGAUUUACCUAAACCAGCUUGGUGAAUUGAAGGAACAGCAACUGGAAUCUAGUCCCCGAUUCAAAACUCUACAAGAAGAAUUCCAAACCUUUCUUAAACAAACUAGAACAAAGGAGUGUGUUGUACAUAACAAACAUGUGGUAUAUGAUCUUAUAUCCAGUCAUGGAGAUGUGGUAGAUUUAGUUUUCUUCGCACAUCUCAUGCAAGAUUAUGAGAAGGUAAUCAGCCACCAUAUACAGUAUGACAAUUAUAGAGGUGCUCUUGAGGUGCUCACUAAACAGAGUGAUAUGAAACUCUAUUACAAGUUUUCACCGCUGUUGAUACAGUACAUUCCAAAAGAUACUGUGAAAGCGUGGAAACGUCAGGGGAAACAACUUGACCCAAAGCGUCUCAUUCCAGCAUUAGUGCAAUACGACCAUAAAAAAUACAAAGAACAGGGCAGUGAAGUAAUAACAUAUUUAGAGUCCUGUGUAAAUGAGUUAAAGAACAGGGACCAGGCCAUACACAACUAUUUACUGUCUCUGUAUGCACAGCUGAAGCCAGAAAAUCUAUUAGGUUAUCUUCAGGACCAAGACCAGGAGGAGGUAGAUGGUCUGUGUUAUGACCCGAAAUAUGCACUACGGUUGUGUUUGGAGUAUGGUCGAAAUAGAGAGCGUGUACAUAUUUACUCCCUGAUGAAGCUGUAUGAAGAAGCUGUGGAUCUUGCACUAACUUUUGAUGUUGAACUUGCCAAAACAGAGGCAAACAAACCAGAUGAAGAUGAUGUAGAACUAAGGAAAAAGCUGUGGCUUAGAAUAGCUCGGCAUGUGGUUGAAAAAGAGAAAGAUGUGAAGAGAGCCAUGGAUUUUCUGCAUGAAUGUGAUCUACUCAAGAUAGAAGAUAUCCUGCCAUUCUUUCCAGACUUCGUAACCAUCGACCAUUUUAAGGAUGCUAUAGUAUCAUCAUUAGAUGACUACAAUCGCCAUAUUGAAACCCUGAAAGAAGAGAUGGACGAAGCAACAGGUAGUGCCGAGGAAAUACGCAAGGAAAUACAGGCAUUUAGAAACAAGUAUGCACAAGUGAAAGCUUUAGACAAAUGUUCAAAAUGUGGAUUUCCACUGAUGACACGUGCAUUCUACCUGUUUCCAUGCCAACACAAGUUUCACUCAGACUGUCUCAUAGAAGAGAUUUUACCAAAUUUACCUGGAAAGCGAGGUAACCGUGUAAAGGAUUUACAGAAGAAGCUGGCAGAGAGGGAUGAUUCUAGACAGAGUGUGAUAGGAAAACAGGAUCCUAACCUUAUAGCAUCUAAACAAACUGUCAAGGCAGAACUGGAUGACCUUGUAGCCUCAGAAUGUAUCUACUGUGGACAUUACAUGAUCAACAGCAUAGACAAACCAUUUAUUGACGAAGACGAGGAUAACCAGGGUUGGCUCUGAUCAUAGCACGUGCAACUUCAGUUUUGAAAAGAAAUUACUAGCAGCAUGGCAGAGACUUUAAGAUAUUGAAGGGGGGCGUACCUCCAGAUUUAGGUCUUUUUUUGCCAAAAUUGAUAAAGUUCCUUUAUUUGUUAGUACACUCAAACCUGUGCAAGCAGUCACCUCUGUUAAGCAGCUACUGAUCUUAACCCUUAUCAUGCUGGACACGAUUGAUUAAGCAUUUGUGACCAGUGUAGAUCUUGAUCAGCCAGCAGAUCCAUGCAGUCUGAUCAAUAUCUGCACUGUUCGCAAUUCAGUCAGUAUCUUUUUGGUAAGCACCCCUUUUAACAGUCAAUGGUACUGUGCAAAUUGGAAGAUGGACAAGUUCAUUAUAGAAAGUUACCCGGGCUAGGGUUAAACUGUCAUAUUUAGUAUUUCCUGUGUAUAUUAACCUGUUUUAAGCAAUAACUGUUCUUAAAAGGUCAGUUUUUUUUCCUUUGGCUGCUUAAGACAGGUUUCAUUAAUUACAAAUAAAAUGUAAACAAAGCAGUAUUUAUUUAUAAAAGUCACUUAGUAGUUUUCAAAAUAUAUAAAUGCAGUAAAAUUUUGACGACAUUAUAGAAUGACAGUCGAAUAACAUACAGUUAUGUUUUUAAUAACUGUAGCAGGUUUUAGAUAUGUUUUGAAAAUUCUCGGGCAAAUCUAGGUCAUUCCCUUGAAUUUUAAGAGCGGACAAUGUAUUUGAAAAUAUAAUGCAUGUGAGAUUCCAAAGUAAACAAGCCUAUUAUUUCUAGAAAAACUCUGUAGCAAUAAUGUCUGUUGAUUACAAACUCAGUACAGUUUAAAAAUUACAAUGCCUGUCAUAGAAACAGCAUAUUAUUAUGUUGUUACCAUGCACGUAAAUGGUUGCCGAACAACUUCAGUAACUCACUGGCUAAGAAAACCAGAUUGAAGAGACUUGUGACAUAAUUCUCUGGAAUUAUUUUUAUGGCAACAAAACACACCCACCUACUUAAUGAAAGUGCUAAAAAAAGUUGCAAUUUUAUCAUUAACCGUACAAAUUACUUAUAACGGAUGUAAAUACAACUUUAAUGUUGGAACAGCAACUUUCUUCGUGUUGACAUUAGAAAUGUUUUCACUCAUUUAGUACUUAUUUGUAUAUGAGAGAUGAAGGUGUUGAUGCAGAUUAUUUCUUGUUUAUGAUGAUAUAUUUAUGAUAAAUGUGCAAUAUUUUA
Mercenaria mercenaria is the source of this 4474-nucleotide messenger RNA. Its product is annotated as vacuolar protein sorting-associated protein 18 homolog. Gene Ontology annotation, cellular component: endosome; HOPS complex. Gene Ontology annotation, molecular function: protein-macromolecule adaptor activity. The record is from RefSeq and is a predicted model, not a curated record. Bases 324 to 3260 code for a protein of 978 amino acids. The transcript has 28 exons. NCBI's taxonomy places the organism in Eukaryota, Metazoa, Mollusca, Bivalvia, Venerida, Veneridae. Gene Ontology annotation, biological process: organelle fusion; lysosome organization; endosome organization.